Messenger RNA from Homalodisca vitripennis (glassy-winged sharpshooter), 3462 nucleotides. Its product is annotated as protein Malvolio-like. Gene Ontology annotation, molecular function: manganese ion transmembrane transporter activity; cadmium ion transmembrane transporter activity; iron ion transmembrane transporter activity. Gene Ontology annotation, cellular component: apical plasma membrane. Gene Ontology annotation, biological process: metal ion transport; manganese ion homeostasis; response to manganese ion. NCBI's taxonomy places the organism in Eukaryota, Metazoa, Arthropoda, Insecta, Hemiptera, Cicadellidae. The transcript has 14 exons. The record is from RefSeq and is a predicted model, not a curated record. Bases 278 to 2110 code for a protein of 610 amino acids.
ACGUUAUUGGGAAACUGGUGUGAUGAUUUUCUUGCGAUUUGGAUUAUGCAUUAUAUUACAAUUUUCUUGAAAAUUUCUAACCUAAUACCUAACAGAGGAAGUGGACACAAUAAAGAUGGGCAUUUGAAAACAAUUUAACUUUUUUUUGUUCUAACACCUACGUUAGCUAAAUUUUUAUCAGUAUUAUUGCUGAAUUUGAAAUUAAUGCAUUUUCGCAGUUUAACCCUCAGUUAUGAUAAGCCUUACCAUAGAUACUUUUUGAGUGUGAUAAUAAGUGAUGUCAACUGGACAAUAUAUUUUACUGCCCACAAUGGAAUACAAUGAAGAGGAAGAUAACAUUGAAAAUACUAAAAGAAGUAGUAAAGAAAAUUUGCCGUCAGAACAUACGACAUUAUCUCCAUCCAAUGAAGCAUACUAUGCUGACAACCGAGUUUUAAUUCCUGACAUAGAUACAGAUAGAUUUAGUUGGACAAAAUUAUGGGCAUUUACAGGCCCUGGUUUUUUGAUGAGCAUCGCUUACUUGGACCCAGGAAAUGUUCAGUCUGACCUUCAAUCUGGGACGAUCGCCAAAUACAAACUAUUAUGGCUGCUGAUGAGUGCUACGAUAUUGGGGUUGGUGAUGCAAAGACUGGCAGCCAGGCUGGGGGUAGUUACAGGGUUACACUUAGCAGAAAUGUGCUACCGCCAAUACCGUACAGUGCCAAGAAUCUUCCUCUGGCUAAUGAUAGAGGUAGCCAUCAUCGGCUCUGACAUGCAAGAAGUCAUCGGCACGGCCAUUGCCCUCUAUCUACUGUCCAACAAGUUGAUUCCGCUUUGGCUUGGUGUUUUGAUCACUGCCAUUGACACAUUCUCAUUUCUUCUUCUGGACAGAUAUGGGCUCAGAAAGUUAGAACUGUUUUUUGGCUUCCUUAUCACUGUGAUGGCAGUUUCAUUUGGCUAUGAGUUCCUAGUAGUGAAACCUGAAGCGAGUCAAAUCCUGAAGGGCCUGGUGAUCCCCUGGUGCGAGGACUGUGACUACCGGGCAUUGUUGCAAGCGGUGGGCAUAAUUGGUGCAGUUAUCAUGCCUCACAAUCUGUACCUGCACUCUGGGCUGGUUAAGUCCAGAGAUAUUGACAGAACAAAGCCUUCUAAAGUGAGAGAAGCAAAUCUGUACUACUUUGUGGAAAGCACCAUAGCUCUUGCUGUCUCCCUCGUUAUCAAUGUAUUUAUCGUAGCUGUGUUUGCUCAUGGGAUGUAUAACAAGACCAACCAGGAUGUAAAAGAAGUCUGUGAAAUAAACCAUAAUCAACACAGUGAUAUCUUUCCAAACAACACCGAUCUAGUGGAUGUGGAUAUCUUCAAAGGCGGAGUGUUCCUGGGGUGUCAGUUUGGUAUUCUGGCCAUGUACAUCUGGGCAAUCGGUAUUCUUGCCGCAGGUCAGAGCAGUACCAUGACCGGCUGCUAUGCCGGGCAGUUCUGUAUGGAGGGAUUCUUAAACCUGACUUGGACGAGAUGGAAGAGAGUUUUAUUUACAAGAGCUGUUGCAAUAGUCCCAACAUUCUUUGUGGCUUUCUACAACAACAUGGCUGAUCUAAGCGGCAUGAAUGACAUGUUGAAUGCCAUAAUGAGUCUUCAGCUGCCAUUCGCCACCAUACCUACGAUAGCUUUCACAAGCAACCCUCACAUCAUGGGAGAGUUUGUCAAUGGAUGGCUAAACAAGUUAAUUUCAAUUUUACUAUCCUUGCUUGUAAUAGGCAUAAAUGUGUUCUUCGUGGUUGAUUCGGUCUUAAGAUCGAUGACAGACAACUACAUUUUGCUGAUUGGACUUGGACUGUACUCAAUAAUCUAUCUCAGUAUGUGUCUGUACUUGAUGCUGCAUAUGAUCAUGAGCAUGGGAGGAUGCAAGAAUAUAGCCAAUAGUUCUCCUGUUGUGUCAAGUGAGGUAUCAGAUAAAGUAGGCCGGCAGAAUUGUGUUCAUGUCGAAGAACCGACAACAAACUCAGAGUUAUCUGUAAAAUAUUUUGGAAACAAGUUCUCGUCAAAUUUUCAAUUGGAAACAGAUACAGCAUUCUUAUCAAGGCAUGUUCCCAAAUAUACAGUUAACAACGAGUUUGACAAUGCCAAGCUUUAACCUCACCUUCUCGGAGGAAGGUUUGCGACUGAUAAAUAUCAAGUGCCUAGUAGAUAUUUGACCGUUUGUCCUCGAAUUAUUUUGUAUAUGUGUAUUAUUAUAUAGUGUAGGUAGUCAAUGGUAUAAUUUAACUGCAUAGCAACCAAAUAGUAUUUGAAAUCGUUGAAAGUUAAAGCUAAAAGCAUUUUUGUUGUUAUGAAAUAAUUUUAGUAGUGCAAUUGAAAUUAAGGAAAGAAGAAGACUUACUAAAUAAAUUAGAAAGGGGAGAUAGAGUGAAAGUAAAAAAGCAUCCUCUGAAACAGUAACACAUAUAUUGGAUUACAUUCUAAUUUGAGUAAAGAAGAGGAGUUUAAUUAUAUAGAGGGCGUAUCAAAGAACUUCUUAAUGUAAUCAAAGUUUAUUCACUCUCAUUAAAAAAAGAAACAUCAGUAUUUACUGAUAAUCUUUGUUAAUACGUCUAUAAAUGGCUUUAUGAGUGUAUUUUAAAGACUCACCAGAGAUAAAUAAAAAUAAAACUAACCAAAGUGAAUUGUUGGGCUAUUUGAUCUGCAGAAUUGUUAAAGAAUAUUUUAAUUAAAUAGCAUUUUUAGUUCAUUAAAAAAAUCUUUUUCACAAUCAGUUUUUGCCUAAUGUCCUCAACAAAAAUGUUUAGUAAUUUCUGUUUUAAAUUGUAUAAAUACAAACUCUCAGAACAAUAUACUUGCAGUAAUUGUGAAAAUAGUAUAUUAUAAUUUACUUACGUGGAAUAUAAAAAAGAAAAUGGCAUUCUAGCAAACAGCAAUUUUACAAAAAUGACAUUUUUCUUUCCUGCGAUUUAAAAAUACUAUUCUAUUUUCUAUGUGUAUAUUUAUAUUAAUUUUUAAGAUUAAAUUUUAUUUUAAAAUGUUAUAUAUUUAAAUAUGAAUUCAUACCAGUUACAGGGCUGUAAAUAAAUGUUUGAUAUUUUAUUUGAUCUCAUUUUUGUACACCUAAUGAUGACAUCACAUUUCUAAUUCAUUUUCCUCACUGAGAUUUGUUUCUGUGUAUUUUUUUGCUACCUAUAACUUUGAUCGAAACAGAAAUUUUGUUUACAGGUAUUUUGUUACAAACAUUAUUCAUAAGAAGGUAACUAUUAAAUGUUCAACUAAGAUAUGAAGAAAUAAGGUAGCAAAUUGUAAAUUAGAUGUACUUACAAGCUAAUUUUACAAAUAAAAUAAUGUCUCUUUUUCUUUAGGAGAAAAUAAUAUUAUUGUACAGGUAUUUGAUAACAAUUGUGUAAAGAUGUGGCUGUUACAAAUUGUAGUUUUUUUUAAGCAGAUGUUAUUUUAAUAUAUAAUUAUAGCAUUGUGAAAACAAUAAAGCAGUAAAAUUAU